Messenger RNA from Talaromyces marneffei, 3840 nucleotides. RefSeq lists its product as uncharacterized. The record is from RefSeq and is a predicted model, not a curated record. Gene Ontology annotation, molecular function: protein binding. The transcript has a single exon. NCBI's taxonomy places the organism in Eukaryota, Fungi, Ascomycota, Eurotiomycetes, Eurotiales, Trichocomaceae. Bases 1 to 3840 code for a protein of 1279 amino acids.
AUGGCAUAUACCGAGAAAGAUGACGAAUCAGAACAAUUCCUCACCCCGAGCUACUCUGAAAUUUCAGAAGCUGUGCGAAAAGCAACAAAUGAAUACGGACUUUGUCGUGAUCGCGUGUGGGCAGUUGCCCGUAGCCAUCCGCAAAAGGAGAAUGUCUUACCAUACCUGAUGCAACGUCGCGUUGAGGAGCCCAUGAACGGUCAUAGGGACCAUGAUCAGUGCGAAUUCGGCUUUUGUGAACAUUCACAACUUGACUUCACCAAGGUGGCUCAACGCCAUGAGUCAAAAGCUUGUGCUGACUACCCUUGCAAACUUCUACGGAAUCACUUCCCAAGGGCCACAUUGGAAGAGGCCACGAAGAGCAAAAAAUUAACAGCGUGGGCAUUAAAUGGAAGGUCAAUGAUCAAGCCUCCCUUGCCAUUUAUGGCCAUCUCUCAUGUCUGGUCGGAUGGAACUGGGGCAGGGGCGAAUUGGUCGCGAGGAGAGGUCAAUCGAUGCUUGUAUGAUUAUUUCAAGGGAAUUGCGGAGAGAUUUCAAUGCCAUGGAAUUUGGUGGGAUGCAAUUUGCAUUCCAGAAGACAAAGCUGCCCGUAGUAUAGCUAUCAACCGGAUGCAUGUCAAUUAUGAAGAGGCGCGGUUCACCUUGGUUCACGAUUGCUAUCUAAGGGAGUGGGAGUGGUUUGAUGCAGAGACAGCAUGCUUUGCUAUUAUCAUGUCACCGUGGUUCAGCCGUGGCUGGACUGCCCUGGAAUUGGCACAAUCACGCAAAGUCAAGGUGAUCUUCAAAGACUCGGUGAUAAAGGACCUUGAUGAAGACAUUUUGGCGAACCCACAAUCAAUCCGACAUCAGAUUGGGUCCGAGCUGAUAUCUAACCUGAGACAAGGCACAGUUACAACGGUCAACGAUCUCCUGCAAGUCCUUCAUUCACGCUCUACCUCCUGGCGUCGAGACAUGGCAAUAAUUUCGGCUCUUCUGGCCAAAGUCCCAUUAGAUUCCAAUGCUUCUCAAAAGAAGAUAUAUCAAGAUAUCUUACGAAAGAUAGGCAGAGUUUCUCACGACCAACUCUUUCACAAAUCCCCAACAAUGUCCGAUGGCUUUGGCUGGUGUCCAGCAAGCCUGUUGGACAUGCAUAUAUCCCCUACAGAGCCUAUGCUACAUGUCCUUGAAAGCGGGGGCGUCGUUGGUCCCUGGAGGGUUAUUCACAGACUUGGAGACAUUCCCCCGGAAAUAUAUCAUUGGAAAGACAUACAUGCGAUGGUAGUACCAAAGCUGCGUCUGGCGGUACAAGAUCCAGACAAUCAUCUGCUUCUUGCGGAACCUGCAACUGUCACCGGCUUCCAGGAAAAUGCAGAUCUAAUAAAUAGGGCAUUGCUAGUCAAACGAUUAGACGAUAGCGUUUACCAAUUAGUGGGCUCUCUUUAUCUCCAAUCUCCUUUGGAUAUUUCGGGACGGAAUGAGGGCCCUGUGGACGUAACGAUCUGUCACGGGAAUGACAUCGGCAAUGAUUUGGAUGAAACUCACAACAAAGUCAAGUCUAGUAGGCAACCAAACCUCCAGAAACAGAGGACCGUGUCUCCCGAUUCAAAUAACGAAGAAGCAUUGUUGUGGGCGGCGGAGAAAGGGGAUCACGAUCUCGUUCAAUUACUUCUCCAAAAUGGUACUCAUCAUAGUCCGCGAGAUGGUGAAGGCCAAACACCUCUUUUCCAUGCGGUUAUAAACGGACACAAGGAAACUGCCAAAAUACUACUUGAACAAGGCGCAAACCCUAAUGUGAAGGAUAACCGUUCUUGGACAGUGUUACAUCAUGUAAGCUGGCUUUAUCUUGACGGGGUGGAAGUUGACCUCCUUGAGAGAUGUGACUGUGACUCCGAAGACAGAUUAGGGCAACGUGCAAUCCAUCUCGCGGCAGACCGAGGAAAUCAAGAAAUUAUUGCGCAACUGCUUUCCCGUGGUGCAAACCCUAAUGCUCAAUGCGAUUAUGGACAGACUGCACUACAUAGAGCGGCCUUCGCAGGAUCUGUAAGUAUUGUCAGACAUCUAUUAUCCAAAAAUGCGAAUCCGAAGAUUCAGGACUUCCUAGGGCAGAUCCCAAUGCAUCUGGCGGCAAAAUACGGAUAUAAGGAGGUAGUGAAGCAGUUAAUAAAAGCGUCACCAGAUGCAAUUGACAGAGUAGAUGGGCAAGGGUGCACACCGCUACAUUUAGCAGCCCAAGUUGGAGAUAAAGUCUUGGUUCAGUUGUUCCUAGAAAAGGGCGCAACAUCUCUUGGUUUGUCAAAUAAUGAGGGAUGGAGGCCACUGCACUUAGCAGCAGAAGGGGGAUAUGAAACGACAAUGCGACUGUUGCAAGAAGUUGAGGGUAAUGCAUCGUGUUCUGACACAUGGAAGCUGCUACAUGCAGCAGUGAAAGGAGAUCUUGAAGAUAUUAUACGUGAAUUGCUACGUGAGAAUUCAAUGGACCUUUAUAUUAACCCAGCAGAACUUCAUGCAGAUUCACGACAACGACGCCUACCACUUCAUGUAGCAGCUGAGAGAGGAAGGGAGCGCGCGGCAAGGCUGCUGCUGCAAGAGGGCGCCAGUAUCAGCGUUAUCGAUGAUUACGGGCGGCCUGCGCUUUUGGUAGCUGCUACACAUGGACAUGCUGGGGUUGUCAAGUUGUUACUAGAAUAUGGUGCUGAUGUCAACGCUACUGACUGUUGGGAAAUGUACUCGGCGCUGGACUUGGCUGUUGAUCAUGAUCACGAGAGCGUUGUGCGCUUGCUACUUGAAAGAGGUGCUAGUCUCAAACCUCGGGGAACUCACAACCCACUAUUGAAUGCUAUCAGAAACGGACAUAGAGAUGUUGUUGAACUUCUACUCAAGAAUGGCAGUGAUGUUAAUGCAACUAGCGGCCCGAGUUCGCGUCAGUUGGGUGCUACUGAGCCUCUGGAGAAUUUGCCUCUAUUUGCCGGUAUUCAGCAUCGACAAAUAGAGACAGUAGAGCUCCUGCUUCAAAAUGGUGCCUCGAUUACAAAAACAAACUCAAACGGAAAAGAGCCAAUAGAAUAUGCGAUCCACAUGGGAUGUGAAGAAAUCGUUAACUUGUUACUUGAAAACGGCGCAAAAGUCGACGCUGAGUAUACUAGUGGCUGGACACCUUUAUUACAGGCUGCAUUUCUAGGAUCUCCAAAUAUUGUUCGGUUACUUCUUGCCAAGGGAGCCAAUAUUGAGGUGGAAAAUAAUCUCAAGCGAACGUCCUUAUACAUAUCCGUUCAUCAAGGACAUAAAGACGUCGUUGAGCUACUUCUUCAGAAAGGUUGUAACGUCGAUCCAAUACGCGAUGGGGAGACGCCUUUGCUUUCGGCAGCAAAGCAUGGACAUACAGAGAUUAUUAUGCUACUACUCAAAAGUGGCGCUGAUAUUGAAGCCCAAGAUGCAGUUGGAGAGACACCUUUAUUCGCCGCCAUUUCACAUGGUCAUAAGGAUGCUGUGAAAGUAUUACUUGAUUCUGGAGCUGCCUGUCACGUCAUCUAUAAUUUUGGCGUCAACCCGCUGUCCACAAUCAUUCAAAAUGGCCAUGAAGAUAUUGCCAAACUCUUGAUCGAGAAGGGGCAUUGCGAUCCUGGGUUUAUUGAAGCACUUGUUUUGUGGUGGUCAACACCUUUUGCGAAAAUUGUCGUGAUGGGAACCGCACCUCUAUUGUUACUUAUCUGUCUCUUGCUUGAAUUUUGGUUUGAAACUGGUAGCACGGCAGUAUUGUGCUUGAUGUUAUGUCUAAUUGUUGUCGUCCAUGUGUUGGGAGGGCCAUCGAAGGAUGCACUUCGAGAAGGAGAAGACCAUGACAUCGAUCCAGCCUUGUGGUAG